Ostrea edulis (European flat oyster) is the source of this 1926-nucleotide messenger RNA. RefSeq names its product guanine nucleotide-binding protein-like 3 homolog. Gene Ontology annotation, molecular function: GTP binding. Gene Ontology annotation, cellular component: nucleolus. The coding region runs from base 109 to 1902 and encodes 597 amino acids. Lineage: Eukaryota; Metazoa; Mollusca; Bivalvia; Ostreida; Ostreidae. The transcript is spliced from 17 exons. The record is from RefSeq and is a predicted model, not a curated record.
GCUAUAAAAAAAUCAAGCUAAUCCAGAAAGAUAUAUACACAUUGAUUAUUUUCACGUGUUGUGUGAAAAAUUCUGUCUUGAGGUCUUCUAACUAAACCAAACGUGAAAAUGCCGAACAAGAAAUUUCUAAAUAAGAAAAGUAAAAGAGUGUCUGCUGCAAAGAGAUACAAGGUUGAGAAAAUGGUUCGACAGCAUAAUAAAAAGGUCAAGAAAGAAGCAAAAAAGAACCCUAACAAAUUUGUCAAGAAAAGAAAAGACCCAGGUAUUCCAAACAGUUUGCCAUUCAAAGAAACCAUUUUACGAGAAGCUGAAGAACGUAAAAGAAAGAUAGAAGAGGAACGAGAAAAGCAAAAACAAAGGAGAAAGAGGGAAAGAGAAAAGCUUCAAAAUAAAAAACGGAAUUUAGAGUCCCUGGUAAAGGAUGUUGAAAAGAAGACGCAUGCAUUUGAAAAGAAGAAGAAUGUUGGUGGAUCUUCUGUCCAACAAUUUUCAGGAGGCAAAGCUGUGGAAACCUCUUUGAAAGCCUACUAUAAAGAGUUCAAAAAGGUUGUAGAUGCUGCUGACGUCAUUCUUGAAUUAUUAGAUGCUCGGGACCCUCUCGGCAGUCGAUGUUCACAAAUGGAGGAUGCUAUUAUCAGCAGUGGAACCAACAAAAAACUGGUUCUUGUACUAAAUAAAAUAGAUUUAAUUCCAAAGGAAAAUGUAGAAGAUUGGUUGAAGUAUCUGAGGAAUGAGUUUCCGACCGUGGCUUUUAAGGCUUCCACUCAGACACAGAAUGAUAACCUGAGUCAAACCAAGGUUUCGCUGAAGCAUGCUAGUGAAGACCUGCUGAAGUCUAGUCACUGUAUUGGGGCUGAUCUUCUGAUGAAAUUACUGGGGAGUUACUGCAGAAACCAGAACAUUAAAACAGCCAUUCGGGUUGGAGUAGUAGGAUUGCCUAAUACAGGAAAAAGUAGCUUAAUCAACAGUCUUAAAAGGUCAAGGACAUGUAAUGUGGGAGCAAUGCCAGGUGUCACCAAAUCCAUGCAGGAGGUUCACCUAGAUAAACACAUCAAACUGCUGGACAGUCCUGGAGUGGUCAUGACAGCAAGUUCAUCAGACACGUCAGUCAUUCUGAGAAACUGUGUCAAGCUCGAAAGUUUAGAAGAUCCCAUUGAGCCAGUGGAAGCCAUUUUAAAGCGUUGCUCUAAAGAACAGCUGAUGCUCCAUUUUAAAGUACCAGACUUCAAGGACACCAGUGAGUUUCUGUCUCUCUUGGCCAGACGCCAAGGGAAACUCCGUAAAGGUGGAAUUCCUGACAUCAACAAGGCGGCCAGAAUGGUGCUUCAAGAUUGGACAUGUGGAAAGAUAACGUACUACACACAUCCUCCAGAAAAACAGUCCACCCACGUCAGUGCCGCCAUUGUUCAGGAAAUGAGUAAAGAAUUCAAUAUUGAUGACAUUCUACAGGAGGAGCAGACUAUAUUGGAAGGUUUGAAUCCCAAGAUGUCCAAUCAUAUUUUGGUUGACUCUCUUGGUCCUGCCAAGAUGGCGAUGUCUGAGGAAGAAAUUAGAGAAAAUGAGGAUGAAGACAUGGAUGAAGAGGAAGAUAGUGAGGAGGAAGAUGAAGAACUUAUGGAAGAUGACACUGAAGAGUUGAAGGCAACUUCUGUGCCUCUGAGGUCAAGAAAAGCUUCCUCAAGGACAUCAUCUGUUAGCUCUGAAACAGCACAAAAACAGACAACCACAAGGCAGAAAGUUGGACUCAAGCAGUUAAACAAGGAAAGGAAAAAAGACUUCAAGAAGAUGAAAAAACAACGGAAAAGAACAGAUAAAGUUGCUGGAGAAUUAUCAGAAGCAUUAACAUCGGCCCUCAGUGCACAGAAUGAUGAAAAUUAUGAUUUUAAUGUUAUGAAAUUGUAAAUAAAUUGUUGAUGUACUGAUAAA